GUUUAUUCGUCAUUAGUCAGUUUCAAAUCGCGAUGAAUACACGCAAACUUUCAACCCAUGUACUGGAAACCUCAACGGGAAAAGCUGCCCCGAAUAUAAAAGUGACAGUUUAUCGCCUGGACGAAAUCCAAGAAUGGAAAGCUAUUCGUCCUGGUCAAACUAAUGCAGAUGGACGAUGCCUAUUGCUGGACCACGGAGAGUUUCCCAACGGAAUUUACAAGUUAACCUUCCAUGUGGGAGCCUAUUUUGCUGCUAAAAAUCAAACAACUUUAUAUCCAGCCAUAGAUAUCAUUGCAGAAUGUAAUGAAAAUCAAAACUAUCAUAUUCCUCUGCUGCUCAGUCCUUAUGGAUACACAACCUAUCGUGGCACAUAAAUUGAAAAUAAAUGAAUAAAUAAAAUUUGAAUAA
Messenger RNA from Drosophila albomicans, 408 nucleotides. RefSeq names its product 5-hydroxyisourate hydrolase. The coding region runs from base 33 to 374 and encodes 113 amino acids. Gene Ontology annotation, biological process: purine nucleobase metabolic process. The transcript has a single exon. Gene Ontology annotation, molecular function: hydroxyisourate hydrolase activity. The record is from RefSeq and is a predicted model, not a curated record. Lineage: Eukaryota; Metazoa; Arthropoda; Insecta; Diptera; Drosophilidae.